Ziziphus jujuba (common jujube) is the source of this 1074-nucleotide messenger RNA. Its product is annotated as short chain aldehyde dehydrogenase 1-like. Gene Ontology annotation, molecular function: oxidoreductase activity, acting on the CH-OH group of donors, NAD or NADP as acceptor. The coding region runs from base 126 to 959 and encodes 277 amino acids. The transcript is spliced from 2 exons. NCBI's taxonomy places the organism in Eukaryota, Viridiplantae, Streptophyta, Magnoliopsida, Rosales, Rhamnaceae. The record is from RefSeq and is a predicted model, not a curated record.
AGUACGGACCCACCCCCAUAUGCAAAACUUUUUGGUGAAUUACCCCCACAUACAAAACUAUUCAUAUACUGUGAAGGAUUUCUAAUUUUUCUAUAUUGCUUGGAUCAACUGUAGUGAAGUUAAAGAUGGUUGGAUCUUCUUCACAAGCUCUUAUUGCCAAAAGGCUAGAAGGUAAAGUGGCCAUAAUCACCGGCGGUGCUAGCGGUAUCGGCAAGAGCACAGUAAGACUGUUUGUGCAGCACGGGGCGAAGGUCAUCAUCGCCGAUGUCCAAGACGAACUUGGUCUAUCUCUCUGCAGAGAAUUAAACCAAGAUGAAUCAGUCUCCUAUGUCCACUGUGAUGUCACAAGCGACACAGACGUGAAAAACGUUGUGGAUGUGGCCAUUUCAAAGUAUGGUAAGCUUGACAUCAUGUACAACAAUGCAGGAAUCCCAGGACAAGUGAAUCAAACAAUUGUGGAAGCGGACAACGAGAACUUCAAAAGGGUAUUCGAAGUUAACGUCUACGGAGCUUUCUUGGGAGCCAAACAUGCUGCUAAGGUCAUGAUCCCAGCCAAAAAGGGAGUCAUCCUUUUCACUUCGAGUGUAGCAUCGGAAAACAGCGGCGAGUCCCCUCACUCUUACACGGUGUCGAAGCACGCGGUGGUGGGGCUGAUGAAGAAUCUGUGUGUGGAGCUUGGUCAAUACGGCAUCAGGGUUAACUGUAUAGCUCCAUGUGCAGUUGCAACACCGUUGCUGAGAAAUACUUUGGGAAUGGAAAAAGAUGUGGUGGAGAAAGCGAUUUGUGAAGCGGCAGUACUGAAAGGGGUCGUGCCUGGUACGGAGGACAUGGCGGAGGCUGCUCUGUAUUUGGCUAGUGAUGAGUCCAAGUAUGUGAGCGGCCUAAAUCUUAUGGUUGAUGGGGGUUAUUCCACCACAAAUCCGUCAUUUAGUAUUGUUCUCAGAAAUUUACUGUCUUAGUUUAAGCCAGAGUGUUAAUUUUGUAUUAUUAAAAAAGUCGUUUUCGGUUUUAAUCAACUCUCUCUUUAAUUUGGGUUUUAUUAAUUUCAUAUUCUUCUAUAUGUUCUUACAACUA